AUGGAGGACGCAUUUGACGGCGCUAUUGGCAUUGAUCUCGGCACCACCUACUCUUGCGUCGGUGUUUGGCAAAACGACCGUGUCGAGAUCAUCGCCAACGACCAGGGCAACCGUACCACCCCCUCAUAUGUCGCUUUCUCCACCGAGGAGCGUCUGAUCGGUGAUGCCGCAAAGAACCAGGCCGCGAUGAACCCCAAGAACACCGUCUUCGAUGCGAAGCGUCUCAUCGGCCGGAGAUUCGACGAUCCUGAUGUCAAGAAGGAUAUGACCCACUGGCCCUUCGAGGUCAUUGAGAAGGAUGGCUCUCCCCUCAUCAAGGUUAACUACCUUGGCGAGGACAAGACCUUCAGCCCCCAGGAGAUCUCGUCAAUGGUCCUCACUAAGAUGAAGGAGAUUUCUGAGGCUAAGCUCGGCAAGACCGUGAAGAAGGCUGUUGUUACCGUUCCCGCCUACUUCAACGACUCCCAGCGUCUGGCCACCAAGGAUGCUGGCUCCAUCGCUGGCCUCGAGGUCCUCCGUAUCAUCAACGAGCCUACCGCCGCCGCCAUUGCUUACGGUCUUGACCGCCAGUCAAGCACGGAGAAGAACGUCCUCAUCUUCGACUUGGGUGGAGGAACUUUCGAUGUCUCGCUCCUGAACAUCACUGGUGGUGUCUUCGCCGUUAAGGCGACUGCUGGUGACACCCAUUUGGGUGGUGAGGACUUUGACAACAACCUCCUUGAGCACUUCAAGAAGGAGUUCCAGAAGAAGACCAGCCUCGACAUCUCCGACGAUGCUCGUGCGCUCCGUCGUCUUCGCUCUGCUUGCGAGCGUGCCAAGCGCACCCUCUCCAGUGUCGCUCAGACCACCGUUGAGGUCGACUCGCUCUUCCAGGGUGAGGACUUCUCGGCGAACAUCACCCGUGCUCGUUUCGAGGAGAUCAACGCUUCCCUCUUCAAGUCCACCAUCGACCCCGUCGAGCGCGUGCUGAAGGAUGCGAAGAUGCCCCGCGAGAAGGUCGACGACAUCGUCCUUGUCGGUGGUUCGACCCGUAUCCCCAAGGUCCAGUCGCUCGUCUCUGAGUACUUCGGUGGCCGCCAGCUCAACAAGUCCAUCAACCCCGAUGAGGCUGUUGCGUACGGUGCUGCCGUCCAGGCCGCUGUCCUUACCGGCCAGACGUCGGAGAAGACCCAGGACCUCCUCCUCCUCGACGUCGCUCCCCUCUCCCUCGGUGUCGCCAUGCAGGGUGACAUCUUCGGCAUUGUCGUCCCCCGCAACACCCCCAUCCCCACCAACAAGUCUCGUGUCUUCACCACCGUUGAGGACAACCAGACCACCGUCACGUUCCCCGUGUACGAGGGUGAGCGGACACAGUGUCGCGACAACCGUCUGCUCGGCGAGUUCGAGCUUAACGGCAUUCCCCCCAUGCCCCGCGGGCAGGCUGAGCUCGUCACCACCUUCGAGGUUGACGCGAACGGUCUCCUCAAGGUCACCGCGCAGGACCGUGCAUCUGGCCGCAAGGCGCAGAUCUCGAUCACGAACUCCGUUGGCCGUCUCUCGUCAGCUGAGAUCGAGCAGAUGAUCAAGGACGCUGAGCAGUACAAGCAGGCGGACAAGGACUUCAGCGCACGGCACGAGGCGAAGGCGGACCUCGAGAGCUACAUCCACCAGGUCGAGAGCACGAUCACGAGCCCCGAGAUCGGCAUGAAGAUCAAGCGUCAUGCUAAGUCGCAAGUCGAGUCCGAGCUCGCGCGCGCACUCGAGAAGCUCGAGAUCGAGGACUCAACGGCGGACGAGCUCCGCAAGGCGCAGCUUGGCAUCAAGCGCGCCCUCCAAAAGGCGACCGCUGGUAUGCGGUGA
This is a messenger RNA of Trametes versicolor FP-101664 SS1, 1839 nucleotides long. RefSeq names its product heat shock protein. Bases 1 to 1839 code for a protein of 612 amino acids. The transcript has 6 exons. Gene Ontology annotation, molecular function: misfolded protein binding; ATP hydrolysis activity; ATP binding. Gene Ontology annotation, cellular component: nucleus; cytosol; plasma membrane. NCBI's taxonomy places the organism in Eukaryota, Fungi, Basidiomycota, Agaricomycetes, Polyporales, Polyporaceae. Gene Ontology annotation, biological process: protein refolding; cellular response to unfolded protein; vesicle-mediated transport. The record is from RefSeq and is a predicted model, not a curated record.